AUGGCGCCCAGCAGCCGGCUCUCAACCCCCACAGACGGCUGUGGGCUCCUACGGGUUUCCAGAGCCAGCUUCGAAGAGUUCAACAGCAGGAGGUCAGGUGUGCAUUCUCAGGAGCCAGACUGCUCUGGGAUGGAAGCCGGAGGCAUCGUGAAAGCAGAUGGCCCCGUGAAGCCAGGCCAGCCCUCGAAACCCUUUGCUGUGGUGAAACCUAUGAGAUGUGUGACCCCGGCUUUCACACCUGACCUCGGAGACAGAGACGAAGGCCAUCGUGAAGGAAGGGGAACAGACCUUCACCGAGACCCUGGCCUCCAAGGGAGGCCGAGACGCAUGCUGAGACCAGGUCUGCGUGUGGAGUCGGACCACCGCGAUGAGCGCAGACACCACGUGGAAUCAGAAGCCACGCAGACCCCAUCCCUCCCUUCUACUGGGGCAGCGAUGGUGCGACUUACAGCACAGCCUGGGGCAGGAGUCCAGGCGCUGCCCGAUGCGUCUGGGUAUUGGGUCCUCACCGAUGCCCCAACUUCUGGCGUCUAUCCCUGCUUGGGGUUCAGACCCUUGGAGGGCUCAACUUUGUUCUUCACGCAGACCCCCUCUGGUACCUUUGUGUACGGGGUCCCAGAAUUUUUUACCCACAUUGCACAGUGACCUCUGUCACUUGCCACCAGAGUCUGUCUGAGCUGGGUGUUAUUCCCAGGCCAAAGCCAAGUCCCCAUCUGUCCCCACUCAGCCCUUCCCCUGCCUUAUGUUGUCCAGACUGCAC
This is a messenger RNA of Herpailurus yagouaroundi (jaguarundi), 760 nucleotides long. RefSeq names its product proline rich 20G (gene PRR20G). Bases 1 to 645 code for a protein of 214 amino acids. NCBI's taxonomy places the organism in Eukaryota, Metazoa, Chordata, Mammalia, Carnivora, Felidae. The transcript is spliced from 3 exons. The record is from RefSeq and is a predicted model, not a curated record.